Molecule: messenger RNA, 904 nt
Organism: Aspergillus homomorphus CBS 101889
Lineage: Eukaryota; Fungi; Ascomycota; Eurotiomycetes; Eurotiales; Aspergillaceae
Product: putative short chain dehydrogenase
Exons: 1
Coding region: 20-823 (267 amino acids)
Source: RefSeq, a predicted model, not a curated record
CGCACGAGCCCCGUUGAACAUGACCACCACCAUCGUCCUCAUCACCGGCGCCAACACAGGCAUCGGCUUCCAAAUCGUGCGCGCCCUCAGCGACUCCAGCAAACCCUACCACAUCCUCGUCGGCGCGCGCUCACCCACCAAAGCCCACGAAGCCAUCAAAGCCGUGCAAACAGAAUUCCCCACCUCAUCAAGCACCCUAGCCCCAAUCCAAAUCGACAUCGAAGACGACACCUCAAUCCAGAGUGCCUACAACGAGAUCUCAAGCACCCACGGCCGAGUGGACGUGCUAAUCAACAACGCAGGCGCCUCAUUCGAACUCCAAGCGCAGCCCAACACCCCCCAGUCGGACCGCGAAAUCUGGAACAAAUCCUGGAACGUCAACACAACCAGCACACAGAUCAUCACCUCGACCUUCAUCCCGCUCCUCCUCCGCAGCGCCAACCCACGCUUACUCUUCCUCACCUCAGGCACUGCAACGCUAGCCGGCACGGAGAACCUGGCUAUCGCCGUGAACCGCCCGCCCGCUGCGACCGGGUGGCCGAAACCAGCGCCCCUCGGGGUACCGGCUUACCGGUGCGCGAAGACGGGGCUGAAUAUGCUGAUGCGCGAGUGGCAUCGCGUGCUUAAGCCGGAUGGGGUUAAGGUAUUUGCGCUCUCGCCUGGAUUGCUUGCGACGGGGCUGGGCGGGAAUCCCGAGUUGAUGAGGGCUAUGGGGGCGGCGGAUCCGGCGGUUGCGGGGCCGUUUGUGCGUGCGGUUGUGGAGGGUGAGCGUGAUGCGGAUGUUGGGCGGGUUUUGACCAGGGACGGCGUUCAGGAGUGGUGAGGUUCGUAUGUGUAACAGAGUGAACUCCGCGGUAUUUCAUGCGAUGUGGAAAGGGUGUCUAGACACAAUUCAGAGCUAGCC